AUGAGUAGUAAUAUCACCACUUCAACGGCACUCAGUCCAUCUACUAAAGCGAAUGAAGAGUGUUACUGUGAUCCUACAAUUGCAUUCUAUGGAUGUAAUCAAAAGGCGUGCGAUGCUCAAUCUAUUGCUUUCCUAAUAUUAUUUAUACCACCAAUGUUGAUUUCAACCUAUCGUAUAAUUAGGAUGAUUCAAACGAGAACAACAAACAAUAGAUGGUCACUUGUUUCUCACAUAUUUCUUGCAUCUGCCUGUUUCAGAAAGAUUUUAAUUUCCGCCCAGGUUUUAUUAUUAUUGCUAAUGAUUAUUGGUAGUAUUGUUAACUGGCCAUAUUAUGCAACAAAUAUAGUAUUUGGAUUUUAUGUAGGAAUUGGAGCUAUUGGAUUUGCUGUAUUUGGUAAAAUGAUUUGGAACGAAUAUCAAAUUGUAUCAAGUAAAGACUGCGGUGUUUUCAGUGAAAAGACACACGGAAAGAUUAAAAAGGUUACAAUGCUUUCAAAGAUCGCGAUAGUUGUUACAUUUAUGACUUUUGCUGUAAUUGUAUGGGCAGCAGUUGCCGACCCACCAUUGGAAAUCAAAAAUCUUUUGGCUUUCUCAGUGGUUGUAAGAAUAAUCGAAAUUUCAUGGACUUUGUCUAUGUUGCUGGUGCUUUCUCCAUCUUUGCAAACCUGGGGUCCAGGCAACUCCAAUAAGAUGUCUGGUACCAAUUUCGACGACGAUGAAGAAGAGGCCGAUCAUACACCAAAAGAUGAUAAAGAAAAAGAAAAAGAAAAAGAAAAGGAAAAGGAAAAGGAAAAAGAAAAAUCAGGUGCAGAGGUUAAAGAAACUAAUAAUCAAUCGAAUGCUGAAUCUAUAGUUGAUAUUCAAUCCACUCCAGGUGGAUCAGAUGUAUAG
Molecule: messenger RNA, 891 nt
Organism: Heterostelium album PN500
Lineage: Eukaryota; Evosea; Eumycetozoa; Acytosteliales; Acytosteliaceae
Exons: 3
Coding region: 1-891 (296 amino acids)
Source: RefSeq, a predicted model, not a curated record